GAAAUACGCAUUGCUAGCCAUUUAUGGUUGCAGUUUGCUUUCAUAUUUUGGGGAAUCCAAAGAGAGGCGGUGAUUGGUUUCUGACUACCUCCCAUUAAGACAAUACACGCAAAGUGACUUCUGUGUCAGGAGUCAAAACACAUUAGUGAAUCAGCACAGUUACAUUGUAUGGAGUUGAACAAAGAAAAAUCGUAUCUCCACUGGAAGAAACCGUAAGAAUAAAAUGGAACAAGAAAACAACCCCAACAAGGCAAUCAGACAGAGAAGAACAUUCAGGUCUUUGGAUAAACAAGAAGCAAAAAGGGUUCUGGAAAUCUAUGUUAGGAGAAGUUUAAGGAACUCAGAGAAAACAAAAGAAAAUGAAUUUGAAAAAGAGAAUGGAUCCAAUAAAGAUCAGGGGCUACUCAGUGAAUCCUCAAAAUGUAAUGAGUUUGCUAAUAUGAAAAAGAGCAAUAUGGCAUGUGGACCUAAAGCUGAAGAGAAUGAAGAGAAUCAAGAUUGGAAUAUUGAGAGUUUACCACCAGAUGUUAAAGACGACAUGUUUAAAAGCAGGGUAGAUGAUGCAAACUGUUUUAAUGCCAAAAAACAGUCAUGGUUUAAGACACUUAUGAGCCGCUUAUUCAAGAGAAAAGAAAAUAAGGAAGACAUGCCAAUAAGAAAUGUGGACAAAACUGUGCUAGAAGUUAGUUGUCCAACUGAGGAUCAAGUAACUUCCUCCAAAGAGAAUGGCCCUCACACAUCAAAAAAAUUUACCCGGAAGACUAGCCUCAAACGUGUACUUAAUUUUACAAAGGGUACUUCUGAACAAGGGAAGGUAAUUACUCCUACAAAAGAAGAGUGCAACUUCAAGUUAAAAAGGCCUACACGUCUUUCGCUGAAAGGCAUCAACAGACCCUUAACAGGCAAAACUGGUAGGGAUUUUCCUAAGAACUGCAUAACAAUGUUUAUCACAUACAGUAUAAAAAAAAACGAUGAAUGUUAUCAGAAAUUAUCUGCAGAAAUUGAGCACAUAGUUAAAGAAUGCGAUGACCCGCAUGAAAGAAGUGGAGCACACGUCUCACAGAAUACUGAUGAAUGUGAUGCCUUGAUUAAAGCAAUAGUUUCUAUUCUCUGUAAAAAAGGGGAUGAGUUGAAUAGUAAGAUGAAAAAUGACCCAACACUUAACAGUUUCUUGAAAAACAUUUCCUACAAUUCAUUCAAGCAAUUAGCAGAUGUCUACAUUGACCAAGAAAUGAAAAAUAAAGACAUUUCUGCAAUGCCAGAUGACAUGAAAUUUGCAUAUUCUAUACAUUUUACAGCCCAAGUUGCUGGCAUAGCAUUCCAUCCUGUGAACAGAAUCAUGGGCUUUGGAAACCAAUAUCUUCAAGACACGUUCUUUGACUUUUCACGCUGCAAGGCAGACAAGGUUAACAGCACUGACUCGGAGAAAUGUACCCUCAGCCCUGAUUAAAAAAGAAGACACAGGUUUACAUUUUGGAAUAUAUUUGGAAUAGUACACAGAAGAUCAUACUCUGGAAUCAUUGGCACGUCUACUGAUGAAACUUUGGCUUAUCCGGUAUUCAUAUUAGAGUUUUUCUUUUCUGUGGGUCAGAAGAAUCUUUGCUUUCGUAUAUAGUAAAUGUUUGAUUCCUUUCAUAUUUGGAUCUUAUUUGUUCUUGGCCCUAUGAUUAAACACCUGGAUAAGGUACAAUGGCCUGGAAAGAAUAUAGGUUAUAACCAUUCAAAAAACAACGUAUAUUACCUCUACACAAAUCUGAUUUAUUUAAAAGAAAAAAAAGUUAAAAUUAGUUACAGUUGCAUGGUUUAUGAAUUUGUAUCUUGUGAUUUAGAUUUAGGUUUGCUAGAUGUGUAGAAGUUUAGCCAAAUAAUGGACUUGUAAACAGGACACACUAUUCCUAAUCAUAUUCUAAUAAUGUACAAAUGUUUGGAAAUAUUCUCUAUCGUUUGUAACAUAUGAAGGUAUAUAAGCAAACUUGAAAUGACUAGGACAUUCUGGAACAAGUACAGGGGGUCAGAGCUGUACCCCAAUCCCCGCAACAUCGACGUGCAACUUUAUAGAUCCUCUAAGCAUCUAUAUUCUACACCCUGACUUCACCUCACCCACUCCUGGAAAUGACAAAACUGACAUGAAGCCAAGAAGCAAUGUAUAACGUGUCAGAUGAGAGAUGGUUAGAAAUACCUGGUCCUUGACACUUGGCAAACGCUUUUAAAAGAAUCAUCUUAAACCCAGCAUAUCAGUCUUUACUUUGUUUCCUGAAGUCAAAUGUGUAGAAUAGUUUUGAUUGGACAAUAAUGAUAUGGUUAUUUCAAAAUGGGUGAUUUGUUUACAUGUUUAUUUUGUUUACAUUUGUAUGUUUACAUUCGCACAUGUCUUUAUGUGUUUUUUCAUGACUAUUUCAACAUGGCUAAUACUUGAAUUGUUUCGACAUUUUCUGAUGCUGUUGCGUGUAUAAAUACUACGUGGCGACGUUUAAUAGAGCCACAUACAUUUUAUAAUAUUGUUUCUUUAAAAAGCAGAUUUUCUUUAAUCGGCCCAAUACAAGGUUUUAACGUUGAUUAAACAUUGCUUACUUCUACCAAAACAAUGUUACAUUUCUGUACACAGAAUACAAAGUUCACCAUUGAUAGUCUCUAAUUUUACAUACUAAUAUCUAUAAUAGAAUAAAUCUAUAGGGAACUUCUACCAUGUUUUCAGAUAAGCAAGAAUCUCAUAAAUAUGUAUACGUCAAAUGAUGUCCAACAUCCUUACGUAAGAAAAAUGUGGCUUCACAUAUAGGGUGACUGAUGUCAGUUAAGUCUGCCUGGGAAAGGUGGCAAAUUGCAACAAACAAUGGAUUUACUACAGGUUAUU
This is a messenger RNA of Spea bombifrons (plains spadefoot toad), 2851 nucleotides long. RefSeq lists its product as uncharacterized. The coding region runs from base 224 to 1450 and encodes 408 amino acids. The record is from RefSeq and is a predicted model, not a curated record. The transcript is spliced from 6 exons. NCBI's taxonomy places the organism in Eukaryota, Metazoa, Chordata, Amphibia, Anura, Pelobatidae.